UAUAAUGUACAAUUUUUUGUGGUUCCUGUUCAUUCUGAUCCUUAUAUUCAGUGUCCAAACUAAAUAAAUAUCUUUAAUCCUUCUCACACACACACACACAACUUGAAAUUAUAAUUAUUAUUAAAGUGUUUUACUAAUAAGAGAAGGUAAAAAAUUGUAACAUGAAAUCUUUUUUUGUCAUUGUUUUCAGAAACACAACCAAACAACAAGAAGAAUAGCCUGUGUGCUUUCUUCAGAAUGAAAUGUUUGGCUUUACAAAAAGCCAAUCGGCGUCGACGUCGAGGCAAUAAAGUGUCUUUUUCACAGCCUCCGUCUGACACAGAACCCGUGGGUCCACAGCCAGGCCCAUCAACAGAUAAUCUUCAGUCUGCUCUGUCCAGCUUUGAGUCUCAGGCUGUAGACGAUCAGCGGGAUCUUCUGCUUGGUCUGUCCAGCAUCGAGCCUCUGGCUGUAGACGACAAGACUGAUCUUCAACCUGGUCCAUCCAGCAACAAGCCAUCAAACUUUUCUGAAGGAAACAAAGCCAAUCCAGAGCCUGCUGAAGAAACUCAACCAAAAAGCAAGAAGAGCAGGCUUUGUGCAUUCUUCAAGAACAUAUGGCUGACUGUACAAAAAGCCAAUCAGAGUCAACGUCGAGGCAGUAAAGUGUUUCCUUUUCAGCCUCCGUCUGACACAGAACCAGUGGGUCCACAGCCAGGCCCAUCUAAUUUCAAGACAACAUCUGUACAAGAUUUGUCUGGUCUUCAGCCUGCUCUGUCCAGCUUCGAGUCACUGCCUGUAGAUGAUCAGCAUGAUCUUCAGCUUGGUCUGUCCGGCCUUGAGUCUCUGGCUGUAGACAAUCAGACUCAUCUUGAGUCUGCUCUGUCCAGCCACGAGCCUCUAGCUGCAGAUGAUCGAACUGAUCUUCAGCUUGGUCUGUCCAGCCAUGAGCCUCUAGCUGUAGACGAUCGAACUGAUCUUCAGCUUGGUCUGUCCAGCCAUGAGCCUCUAGCUGCAGAUGAUCGAACUGAUCUUCAGCUUGGUCUGUCCAGCCAUAAGCCUCUAGCUGUAGACGAUCAGAGUGAUUUUCAGCUUGGUCUGUCCGGUCUUAAGUCUUUGGCUGUAGACGAUCAGACUCAUCUUCAUUCUGGUCCUACCAGCAAUAAGCCAGCAAACUUUGAAGCUAACCCAGCCAAUCCAGAGCCAGCUAAAGAAAAAACAACAACAAAGAAGAAGAGGAGUUUCUAUACAUUCUUUAAAAAACUGUGGCUACACAAGAAGCACAAUGUGGUUAAUCCACAGACAGACAAAGGUUCAGCUGCUUCAAAGCCAAAUCCACACACUCCUCAGCAAGAUCAACCAACAUCUGAGCCAGACCCACCAACAUCUGAGCCAGACCAAGCCAUUCCUGAGUCAGAGCCACCAACAUCUGAGCCAGACCCACCAACAUCUGAGCCAGACCCACCAACAUCUGAGCCAGUCCCACCAACAUCUGAGCCAGACCCACCCAGUCCUGAGCCAGAUCCACCAACAUCUGAGCCAGAUAUACCCAUUUUUGAGCCACAUCCACCUGUUGCAGAGCCUGAUUCACCGAUUCCUGAGCCAGUAGUUAAAUUUGAUCUGGAUGAUCAAACAGACAAUUUCUCAGAAGAUUCCCAGCCUUUUUUGCCCAAGAUUGCUCGAGCUGCUCCCAAGCACAAGCGUCUUGGAGAUAAAAAAUGGUUGAGAACCACUGCAUCGCCAGGUCCAUCUAAUCUUCCAUUUUCUGCAGUUUAUGAAAUUGGAGAGAAGCUUGGAAGAGGAAGCUUCGGUGAUGUGUUUGUGGGGAUCCACAAACAAAAUCAGCAACAGGUUGCCAUCAAAUUUGUGAACAAGUUAAAAACAGACCAGUAUAUCACAGUUCCUGGGCUUUACGAGCCAAUGUUGGCAGAAGUGGCAUUAAACCUGCUGCUAAAUCAACAGCCGAUAAGCCCUUACGUUGCGCACAUGAUAGACUGGUUUGAUGAGGAACAACGGUACAUACUCAUCAUGGAGUAUUCACAACCCAGCGAGAACUUGCUCACGUUUAUCAGUCGCAAAAGGCCAAUGAAGGAAUUUGAGGCACGAGGCCUGUUGUACCAAGUGUUGCUCGGAACCAAGCACUGUCUGGACAGAGGUGUCUUCCAUCGUGACAUCAAGUUAAACAACUGUGUGAUCAACACCGAGACACAACAAGUCAAACUGAUAGACUUUGGCUGUGGUGAACUCCUUAAAAGUGUCUAUGUGGGUGGAUUUACUGGAGGAUGCUGCCCACCAGAGUAUGUUGCAACCCUAACAUAUCGGGCGGACCCAACAACGGUGUGGUCGCUGGGCUACCUGAUGUACAAAACGAUGUGUGGCUUUUACCCCUUUAAAUCACUAGAAGACAUGCAGAACUGCAGUCUGACUUUUCCGUUCGGCAUAUCCAGUGCAUUCCAGGAUUUGGUCUCGAGGUGCCUGAUUUGUGAUCCAACCAAGAGAAUCACUGUAGAUGACAUCUUAAAGCACGAGUGGUUUCAGCAAAUGCCAGGAGCAGGAGUCAGCAAAACUUCAUGAACCAGCGUUGAAACAGUCUUCAAGCAAGCAAAGUCUAAAGGGAUAUCUCCUCUUUUAAUAAAGAAGAAUAUUACAGAUGUUUUAGCUCAGUCUAAGGUCCUUGUUGAUUGUCUUGCAAGUCAAUAGUUACUGCUUUUUGAGAUUUGAGACAUCCAAACAAAUCCAAAUCAAUAGUGGCUCCUGACGGUAGACUUCUUAUACAGCGAAAUGGUCUGUGCAAAAAAAUUAUUUAGAAUAUUUUCAGCUGUAUACAUAUAGGAGUAAUUUAAAAAUGUAAUUGUGCCUCUUAGUGUAAUCUAAAAUGUUUAUAAUGGUUGUCGUAUCCAGGAUCCGCAUUCUGUGUAACACACUGAACCGGCCUGAUCUGGCCAGUAACAAUCCAGCUCCAGGCCAUCAGGCGGUCCUUCAUGUCGUUCCCUGCUGAAUAUAACACAUUGCUGUCGCAAACACAUGUAACCCCCAUAGCACAUCUAAACAGGUGGAGCUGGGGUGGAGGAGGGAAAAGAUUUGUAGCACUAAGAAUGCAUUUAAAUGUUGAGGCAACAGUAACCAAAUCACUUGCGCCAAGUAGUUGAUAACAUAGCAGGCGAAUAACUUUAUAUUUCUUUCAUGACAACACUGAGAGAUUUAGUAGGAUAAUUAAUAAUGUAUAUGGCAAUGUUGAUGUGUUUGGUCUUGGCAGCAUUGAUCUACACAACGUCGCGAAACAAAAAGAGUAACUAUUAGUAACUUCCAUUACAUGAAUCACUAAGGACCUUAGAUUCAGCUAAGAAUGUUGGCAUGAGUGUGUAAAUUAACAGCUAAUUUAAUGUUUGGUGAACGAUCCCUUUAAAGGACUAAGACUCACCAAGCUGAUGGUCAACAAACCUGAGAAUUG
Messenger RNA from Danio rerio (zebrafish), 3430 nucleotides. Lineage: Eukaryota; Metazoa; Chordata; Actinopteri; Cypriniformes; Danionidae. The record is from RefSeq and is a predicted model, not a curated record.